AGUCAGGCGCGCAAAGAUACUUCUGUAUUCAUUGCGCUCUGGGACAGCCAAUAACGCUGCUGGAAAGGAUCCGGCCGCUCAGAGAGAUCCCCCCUGCAAACUGACCAGCAUGGACUCGGACGCGAGCUUGGUGUCCAGCCGCCCUUCGUCGCCGGAGCCCGAUGAGCUCUUCGUGUCGUCCAGGAGCAAAAGCGGCGGCGGCGGCUUCUCGGCGGGCGGCGCCGUGUCCAGCUCGACGCCCAACGACUCUCCAGCGGAGCUGAGCGCCGAGCUGCGCAGUGCCAUGAGCGCGGCCGGGGUGGUGAUGGUAGACAAGCUGGCCUUCAAGUCUCCCUCCUCGUCGUCGUCGUCCUCGUCGUCGUCUUCUUCGUCGGCGUCCAAGAAGGACAAGAAGCAAAUGACGGAGCCGGAGCUGCAGCAGUUGCGCCUGAAGAUCAACAGCCGCGAGCGCAAGCGGAUGCACGACCUCAACAUCGCCAUGGACGGCCUGCGGGAGGUGAUGCCCUACGCGCACGGCCCGUCGGUGCGCAAGCUCUCCAAGAUCGCCACCCUUCUGCUGGCGCGCAACUACAUCCUCAUGCUCACCAACUCCCUCGAGGAGAUGAAGAGGCUCCUCAGCGAGAUCUACGGCGGCCACCACGCCGCCGGUUUCCAUCCCGCCGCCGCAGCCGCCGCAGCCGCGGCCGCCUGCCCGGGCGGCAUGGUAGGCCAUUCCGCGCCUCUGCCUGGCCACCCGGCUUCGCACGCCGUGCACCACCCGAUCCUGCCCCCCGCCGCCGUCUCCAGCGCCUCCCUGCCCGGCUCCGCGGGCCUGUCGGCUGUCAGCUCCAUCCGGCCCAGCCACGGCCUCCUCAAGUCGCCGUCGAGCGCCGCCGCCGCCGCUGCUGCUGCCGCUGCUGCCGCGGCGGCGGCGGCUUCGGGCCCGCUGGGCAGCAGCUUCCAGCACUGGGGAGGCAUGCCGUGUCCCUGCAGCAUGUGCCAGGUGCCCGCUCCGUCGCACCACCACGUCUCCAGCAUGAACACGGCCAGCCUUUCCAGAUUAACCAGCGACGCCAAAUGAACAGGCCUCGACGGGACGGAGGAGAGGGAAGGUGGGUGGGAAGGAGAGGGGCCGAAGGCGCACAGAAAGAACUCCGAGGACAAAAAAGAGGGUUGUCCUGGACUCCACAAAGUGAACCUCUCCCAUCGGACGUACAAAACUUGACCCCCACCCUUUAUUGCUUCACAACAACUCUCCCCGGCCGCCCCCCCAACUAGGACUCCGACACUACAUGGAGAGGAAAUAGAACUCAAGAGCCCGGACGCUAAAAGGCCCCUCUGCCUUCUCCGCCGAACUCCUGCAGAAAGCUGGCACGGGUGGGACAGGAUUCAUCUUGAACUCCAUCGCUUGGCUUCACUCUGAUCUCAGUCCCUGUUGUGCGUAAACUCACCGCGCGUUGCUUUCGGAACCUUGUAUGUUGUUGUUCUUUAAAAACGGUAGAAGGUGCAAGUAAGUUUAGGCACUCGCCUUCAAACCAGAGGAACCCAAACUGCCUUAGCAGCCUAGCAUAUCUCUCUCUCUCUCUCUCUCUCUCUCUCUCUCUCUCUCUCUCUCUCUCUCUCUCUCUUUCUCUCUCUCUCUGGGUUGGGGGAAUAUUCAGUCCUGCACACUUUAUAACAGGACGUCCAGUCCUUUGGAAAUCCGUGGGGUUCACUUCCCAGGAAAUGUAUCACAGAGGACUUUAAUUCCACCAGAACCUGAGCAAAUUUGCUUACAAGUAGUCUCCACUGCUGGUUUAAGUUCCAGGUAGCAGCAACUGAAUCCUGAACGCGCUAGGCUGAAGUGGCCACUGAGACUAAUGAGUUGUGAUUCCAAUGAGGGGACACGAUCCAACCAGAGUCAGGCAGCGUUGCGAGCCAACGAAGAAUGUUGUGGCACCUUCGAGGCAUUGAUUUUGGCAUCAGCUCUGGAGGGCUAAAGACUGCGUCAUCAGGUGCGUGGCUUGCUACAAGGCUCUUGGUCGGUUUCGCUGCGCUGCCGCCCCUCUGGAAAGCGUGACUUUCCGUAGGUCUCUAAACUUGAUCCUACACGCAUGUAAGUAAGUCCGGCGAAAUGCAACAGGGCUUACUACCAAGGUCCUUGAAAGUGAAGAAUUGCAACAGAAAUGUUGACUGGAUCGUGCCCAAGCUGGUUAGGAUCGCCACGCUAAAAUGCCGAGCAGGAUCACUUUGGGUCUGCGUCAUUAGGGGGGGCAAUCUAAGGGGGAAAGUUAUGCAUUUUGCUGCUGGGGAGUCGGAUUUGUAUAUACGCUGCCAGAUCUGGUGCAAAUGGUUCCCUCUUACGCUUUCUGAUUGUGAGGGCUUGUUCUGUAAAACCUUUAAGGGUGGGGUGCGUGUUAAGGGCCUUUUCUUCUUUCAGGGCGCGUGACCUUAAGGCUUUCUUGUUCAAACUUAACUGGUUUUUCGAAAGCGCCCCACAGACGAGAUCCCCACACUGUUUGGGGCUGCAGUAUUGAGAC
Molecule: messenger RNA, 2498 nt
Organism: Lacerta agilis (Sand lizard)
Lineage: Eukaryota; Metazoa; Chordata; Lepidosauria; Squamata; Lacertidae
Gene: OLIG2
Product: oligodendrocyte transcription factor 2
Exons: 2
Coding region: 110-1060 (316 amino acids)
Biological process (GO): oligodendrocyte cell fate specification; regulation of DNA-templated transcription; oligodendrocyte differentiation
Molecular function (GO): protein dimerization activity; DNA-binding transcription factor activity
Source: RefSeq, a predicted model, not a curated record